Molecule: messenger RNA, 5643 nt
Organism: Condylostylus longicornis
Lineage: Eukaryota; Metazoa; Arthropoda; Insecta; Diptera; Dolichopodidae
Exons: 2
Coding region: 1484-3067 (527 amino acids)
Source: RefSeq, a predicted model, not a curated record
UGAAAAUAUAUAAUUUAAAAAAAAAAUUCAUUUGAAACUGCUACUUAAAAUUUUAAUUAUGCUGAGAUUUUAAUAUACCUUAUAUAAUAAUAUUAUAAUAUAUUUUUAAUUUAAAAAAAAAAAAUACAGAGGAAACUGAAAUAUAUAAAGAGAGCAUUUUUUAUAUACAUAUAUAUAACCAAAAUAUUUUUGUAUAAAUCGGCUUAUAAUUUAUAAAAUAUGAGCUUAUAAUAAUUUUAUCGUGCCACACAUUUUACUAUUAUUCUGAAAAUUUAUCAUAAAAUCAGAUAGAAAUAAAAGAAAACAAGGAAGAAAAAAAUAGGAUAUUUUCAAAAUUUUGUUGUUUUUGUCAAACAAAAAAAAAAAAAUAAACAAAAAGGUUGCAUAAAAUAUAAAGUUAAACAAAAUUAGGUUUUUGAUUUUUUUUUUUGUUUUUCAAACUUUAUAGUUUAGACGAAGAAAGCAAUAUAUGUAUAUAUAUAUAUAUAUAUAUAUAUAUAUUAUAUUUUAUUAUAUAACAUACUUAGUAGUUAAAUAAAAAUUUAUUUUACUUAUUUUAAUUUUUAUUUCUCCUUCUUUUAUUUUCGUUAAAUUUUCAAAUUUUACAUCUUUAACAAAAAAAUUUUAAUUUUAUUUUUUUAAUACUCACACCAAAAUUAUCGUUUUUAAUAUUUUAUAUUUUAAUUUUGUUCUGAUUUGAAUAAUUUUUCCUUAAUAUCAUCAUUAAAUCAUUAUUAUCAUCAUAAAUAUUUUCAUAAUAAAAUUAUAAAUCACCAAUCAUAAACCAAAAAAAAAAAAAAAGAAAAAAAAAAUAUAUAUAAUUAUUUUACAUCCAUAACGAAUCAAAUUUUUACCACCAUAUACAAAUGAAGAAAUAUAAAAAUGUUUUAACAUCGUAAAAAAUAGAUGGACUGAUUAAAUUAAUUAUUUAAAAUUAAAUUAGAAACAGUGAACUUUUACAACAUCGUAUAUGUAUAUAUAUUUAAAAAAAAACGACAUUUAAUAUUUGUAUUAAAAAAUUCAAAACAAAAUAAAUCUUUGUAUUUCGCGUUUUACAAUCUAUCUACAAUCAUUUCUAAUGAAGAGCUUAAAAAUAUCAAAAUUAAAAUAUGACCAAAAAAAACCAAAAACCUAUAAUAGCAAACUACUGCUACUACUACUACAGCAACUACUACUACUACACAAUUCAUUGAAUUUAAAAAUAUAAAACAUAAACUAUAAUAUUAUUUUAUUAAAAAAAAAAAACAAUAUAACUAUAUUUUACUAUUAUUAAAAUUUAUAUAAAUUGAAAACAAAAAUUUAAAAAGUAAAAAAUUGUAAAAUAACUUUUUAUAAUUGAAACUUUUAAUUAAAAAUUAUUGUUUAAGAUUUCAAAAAAAAAAAAAAAAAAUAAAUGUAAACCUUUAAUGAACGUGAGAUUUUCUAUAAUAAUUAUAAAAAAUUAACGAAAAAAAGAGAAAAGUAAAUAUAUGGGGCCACGUCCAUGUACGAUUACAACAACAUGAUGAGUGGUGGUGGCAUUGGUACAAGCCCUCCAAUGCCUGAUAUUCUUGGUCAAUACUAUUCUGGUCAUCAAACAUCUGAUCCAUAUUUACAUCAACCAACCUCAUCAUCUAGUAUUUUUAAUCAAUAUGAUUUUGGUGGUAGUAGUGGUGCAAUUGGUGGUAGUGGUUGUGGUUUAACUGGUAGAUUAUCACCAUUUCCAAUGACAGCUGCACAACAACAGCAACAAGCCGCAGUAGCAGCAGCACGUAGAAGACGUUAUAGUUAUAGCGGUUUACCAUCAUCUAUGAUGGCCGAUUUAAGUAAUUUAUCAAUAAGUGGUGGUGGUACUGGUGGUGGUGUCACUGGUUUAGGUGAUACAUUUACAAGUGGUUUAGGUACCGGUGGUUAUACAACUGGUUUAACUGGUUCUAGCGGUUUAUUACAUCAUGAAUCAACAACAAAUAUUGCUAAUUUAUUAAAUGAAACAAAUAAAUCAAUAUCAAGAUCACAACAAAUAUUAAAUCAACGUAUCCCGCCACAUAGUAGUUAUUUAAAUUAUAGAUAUUCUGGAUUGAAUUUAAGUUAUCCAACAUUAAGCUAUCCAGAUUAUGGAUAUCCACAUGAAACAAAUUUAAUGCAAUUAUCAAAUAGCUUUUCAUCACAACCAAAUUUAUAUUUUCAACCAGCAACAGCAACACCAUAUGAUAAAACAACAACAGCAACAGGAACAACCGGUUUAACACAACAACAACAGCAAUUUUUACAACGUUUAAAACCAACAUUAUCCUCAUCUAAUAUUAAUAAUUAUUUAUAUUCACGUCCAUCUGUUUAUAAUUAUAGUAGUAGAAAUUAUAAUCCAUAUAAUAUAGCAAAUAAUAUGUUAAGUAGUAAUUAUAUGCAAUCAAUUCAACCACCGCUAUCAUCACUGACAGCGUUACAACAUCAUCAACAUCAACAAUCACUAUAUCCACAAUCAUUUUAUCAAUCACAUCAUUUACCAGGAACUUUACAUUUAUCAAAUCCUGCACUUAAUUAUCACUAUCCAUACACUACACAUCAACACUUACAUCAUAAUCAUCCUUUAAGUCAUUCGGCCGCAUAUCUUCAUUCAUCUCAUCUUCAGCAGCAAAUUCAACAACAAUUGCCUUCUCAUCAAUAUCAUUUACAUCAGAAUCAACAACCAUAUACAAGUGGUGGUAGUGGUGUUAUCGGUAGUGGUAGUGGUGCUUUAACUACUGGACAAUCAUACGGAGGCUUAGGUAUCAGUGGUGGUAGUGGUGGACAAAGUGGCUUAGUUGGUACAACUGGUCUUGGUGGUAAUCUAAGUGGCUAUAUGAGUCAAUAUUUUGAUCACCAUCAUCAUCAUUUACCUUCUUCGUCACAUCAUCAUUUACAACAUCAUCAUCCAUCUCAACCACACCAACAACAACAACAAUCAUCUACAAUGCAUCAUCAUUACCCAUCGACUAUGUAUCAAGUACCGUUAUCAAAACUAGAUUUAGAUUACAGUAAACCAACAAGUCAAGAAUCAAAAAGACAAGUAAGUUUUAAAUUUGACGUAGAUACAUUAUCGAUUGACUAAAAUUAAUAACCUAAAAAAAGAAUUUAUUAAUUUAAAAUAAUUAAAAAAAAAUUAGUUAAACAAAUGUAAUAAAUUCACUAAACUAAAAGCGGAAUAAUAAUAUUAACAAAAAGCGAUUAUAUAAAAAAAGCUACGCAACGUUCUAUAUCAGUAAUUACAAAAACAAAAAAUAUAACAACUUUUAACAAUAAUCUUAAUAUAAAUAAUAAUAACAAUAAUUGAUGAGCACUGACUAAAAAUUAACAAAAAAAAAAACUCCUAUUUUUUAAAAUUUUGAAUAGUUUUUUGAAUAGCUUUAAUAUAAUUAAAUUAUAUUUAACCAAAAUCUACAUUCAUUUUAAUAUUAUUAUCAAAGGCUUUAAAUUUUAUAUAUACAAAUACUUAACGAAAGUUGUGUUCGUAUUAUUUAAAUUACAAUAGGCAAAAUUUUAUUGACAGAAUAUUUGAUAAUAAUUUUCUUUUUAUUCAUAAAUUAUCAAAAAUAUUAAACAAAUAUCAUAUUUAUAACAAUUAUUUCAAAUUGAAAUAUUUUUGAACUGCUAACUAUUUGAGAAUCAGAUCAACCUAAUAUGAGAUAACAAUAUGAGGGUUCGAAAGACUUAACACUAUUUUAAAAGUUACUAUUGUAAAACUUUGAUUUUUUAUUUUAAUCUCAAUUUGUUAAUCAAGUAAUUUUUCCUCAAGAAUAAUUCGAUAUUGUAUUUGAUAUUAAAAUCUUGAAAUUUAUACCCGAUAUUCAUUAAUAAGGGUUUGAUAUCAGCGAAAUAUUCAACGAAAUCCCUUGCGCUUCUAUAAUUUUUCUUUCAUCUUAGUGAAUUGAUUUUCAGUCGAACUGAUCGUUUUUCAUAAAAUCGCCAAGUAGCUGGUUAAUUAUAUAAUAUAGCUGUUAAAAAGUAGUUCUAUUAAAUCUAUAACUAUGAUACUCCGAAUUGACUACUCUUAUUUCGCACCAUCUUUAAUUAUUUUUCAUUGAAAACUGAACGUGCUGAUUAUAUCUGGAAGGUUGAUACAUUUCAUUCUUCACUGUACGUGUUUUGGCAGCACCUACAAAUAAUGAAUUUUAAUAUUAAUUUAAAUAAUAAAUUUACAAUUUCAAAUUUUAUACAGAAUUUACUCUAAUUUUAAAGCUGUUUUAAGUAAAUAUGGUAAGCUUUUUUAUAUUAUAAAUAAAUAGAAUCUAAAAUAAACCAAAUUUCAAAUAAUUCAAUUAUCUAAAUAUGAAAAUAGUAAAACAAAAAAUAAGAACCACCAAGAAAUUUUUUAUAACUAUAAUAAAAUAAAUCAAAGAUCUUUAACAAAUAUAUUAGCAGUUGCACGAAUAUAAAAAAAUUUUUCAAUUAUAAUUCCAUUUUUCAGUAAAAAUCAAAGUAUAAAUUUCAUUUAAGAAAUAAAAAAUGUUUUAAGGAGUUUUCGUGUGCUUGUAUUUAAAACAAAAAAUAUAUUCAAAAAUAAAAACUUAAAGUAUUGAAAUGUUAUUCUAGGAAUUGGAAAGUAUUAUAUAAUUAUAAAAAUUACAUUAUUAUAUAUUUCGAGCUGUGAUUUCUUUCAUUUGGAAAUUUUUUUUUUUAAAUAAAAAUAAUAUGAAUUAUUGUCAUUUUUGAUUUUCAAUAAAAAUGAUUGAAUUUAAUUCAAAACCUCCUAAGAAUAUGCAUUUAUUUAAAUGAAAAACAAAUAAUAAUAAUGAAAUAAUUAUUACACACGCGAUUAAUAUUAAAACAAUUAUUUAUUACUAUAUAAUAACACUAAAUGCAAUUAAAAAAACAAAACUAAUUUUAAAUAAAAAAUAAAAAUAGAAAAAAUUAUCUACAACAGCUUUCAACGAUUAUACAUAUAUACUUAUACAUAAAAAAAAAACACCAUAAAAUAUAAGCUUAAUAAAUUUCAACGAAAUUAAAAAAAAAAUGAAGUAUUUAUAAUUUUAAUUAAAAAAAUUUUAUUUAAUUAGUAUUAAAUAAAAGAAAGUAUUAAUAUUCUUGUAACUCAUGUAAAUAUUACAUAUUUAUAGGCGUAGAAAAGUUAAUUCUGUUCCAUAUAUUUAGAGUUGAUUUUAUUCCUUGUCGAAAAUUGAAAUUUUUUAUUUCAAUUUAAUAACAAAAUCUAAACAUAUUUACUUAUAUACCGUACCUAUAAUAUAAUUUUAUAAUAAGUACAUAUAUAUAUUUACUAUAUAUAUUUAUUCUAAAAAGCAUUGUUCCCAAUUCAAAAAUUUGAGAAAAUUUUAUUUAAAAUUUUAGGUCCUUUACAUGAAAAAUUUUACUUGUAUUAAUAAAAUAAGUAAUAAAAAAUAUAUCUAUGUAUAUAUAUAUAUAUACCUAUACCAUAUUAUACUAUAAAUUUAGUUUGAAAAUAAAAUACUUAAUUUUUAAUUUGGAAAAUGCAAAAAAAAGGAAAAAAAAAACAAAUUCCAAUUAUUACUCACUACCCAAAAAAAUUAAAAGUCCAAAUACAAAAAAAAAAAUUAAAGAUCCAAAAACUAUUUUCUGUUUGUACAUUAUUAUUAUCCUUGGCUUAAAGGAAUGUAUAAUAAAAUGCUAGCAAAAAAAAAAUGCUAACAAGAAACCCUUAUAUACUAUCUA